Stylophora pistillata is the source of this 1525-nucleotide messenger RNA. Its product is annotated as ATPase ASNA1 homolog. Gene Ontology annotation, molecular function: ATP binding; ATP hydrolysis activity. Gene Ontology annotation, biological process: tail-anchored membrane protein insertion into ER membrane. Gene Ontology annotation, cellular component: GET complex. Lineage: Eukaryota; Metazoa; Cnidaria; Anthozoa; Scleractinia; Pocilloporidae. The record is from RefSeq and is a predicted model, not a curated record.
UUCAAGAUGGCGUCUGCAAACGUCGCUGAAGUAACUGAAGUACUCGAACCUUCGAUUCAAAAUAUCAUCGAACAGACAACGCUGCGAUGGGUUUUUGUCGGCGGAAAAGGUGGUGUUGGUAAGACAACAUGCAGUUGUAGCAUUGCCCUUCAACUUGCCAAAACUAGAGACAGUGUCUUGAUCAUUUCAACUGAUCCUGCUCAUAACAUAUCAGAUGCAUUUAACCAGAAAUUUAGCAACACUCCAACAAAGGUUCAAGGCUGCGACAACCUUUAUGCAAUGGAAAUAGACCCUAAUGUGGGAUUUUCUCAUCUUCCUGAUGACCUUUUUGAUGAGCCAGACUUGAUGUCCAUGGGUAAAAGUAUGGUAAAGGAGCUUUUAGGAGCCUUUCCUGGAAUUGAUGAAGCCAUGAGUUUUGCUGAGGUUAUGAGGCUAGUUAACACGAUGGAUUUUAGUGUAGUGGUGUUUGACACAGCUCCAACAGGCCACACCCUUAGACUACUCGCUUUUCCAUCAAUCAUUGAAAAAUCUCUUGGAAAAAUUUUAACCCUGAAGAACAGUAUUGGGCCAUUUGUCUCUCAGUUUGGCUCGUUGCUUGGUAUACACGAUAUGAAUGCAGAUCAAAUGACCAAGAAGUUAGAAGAUACUCUGCCUGUGAUACAGCAAGUCAGUCAACAGUUUAAAAAUCCGGAUCACACCACGUUCGUAUGCGUUUGUAUAGCAGAGUUUCUGUCCCUUUAUGAAACAGAGAGAUUAGUUCAAGAGCUCAGCAAGUCAGAUAUUGACACGCACAACAUCAUUGUCAACCAACUGAUUUUCCCCGACAAAGAGAAAGCAUGCGCGUUAUGCCAAGCCAGAUAUAAAGUACAGAAUAAAUACCUUGAGCAGAUUCAAGACUUGUACGAAGACUUUCACAUUGUAUCCCUGCCUCUCUUGGCUCACGAAGUGCGAGGUCAAGAAAAACUUGAACAAUUUUCCAGAAAUCUGAUGACUCCAUACUCCAAAUAAAAUGUGAAAGUUAAAAUAAAAAGGAAGAAAAACAAAAACAAAACAAAAACAAACAAAAAAAAUCAAACAGACAAACAAAACAAAUCGAAUAAAUUGUAAUAAUUCUGGAUGAAGAGGAUGUUAGUACAAUAGUUUCACUGAGAGGAUUUUGUCCAACCUCGUUCCCAGGGUCUCUCAUCUUUUCGCCCCUAGGGGCAAAAAGAUGAGAGACCCUUGGAACGAGGUAGGAUUUUGUCACACUGUGCAGUGGCACAACGGCGAGGCGGAAUCGAGUGUGUUACUGAUAUUCUUACCAACUUUUGACGUCUUUCUUCUGUGAUCUCUUACUUAACAGACCCGCUGCAACGUGCAACAUUGUUCCCUGGGCUUUUUCCCUUAGCUAAGGGAAAAGGCCCUGGGAACGAGGUUGUGCAACGUGGAAUCUGUUUGUCUUCUAUAACAAAGAACCAAAAUGUGGUUAGUGGUGACGUCAUCUAUUCGUAUGCCCUAAGAACUAAUUAAAAAAAUGCGUGAAUGA